This is a messenger RNA of Linum trigynum, 1410 nucleotides long. NCBI's taxonomy places the organism in Eukaryota, Viridiplantae, Streptophyta, Magnoliopsida, Malpighiales, Linaceae. The record is from the annotation of a GenBank genome assembly.
AUGGCGGUUCUCUUGGUGGCGUUUCUGGUUCUUCUGGUGCUCGUCCUCUGUUUAUCCUCUGCUUUACUGUUGAGGUGGAAUGAGGUCAGGUUCAGCAAGAAGAAGGGCUUGCCCCCUGGCACCAUGGGAUGGCCCAUUUUUGGAGAAACCACUGAGUUCCUCAAACAAGGCCCUAACUUCAUGAAGAACCAACGAGCAAGGUAUGGGAGUUUUUUCAAGUCCCACAUACUCGGCUGCCCGACAGUGGUAUCAAUGGAUCCAGAUGUGAACAGGUACAUACUGAUGAAUGAAGGGAAAGGGUUGGUUCCAGGCUACCCACAGUCGAUGCUUGACAUCUUGGGGAAAUGCAACAUUGCAGCGGUUCAUGGCUCCACCCACAAGUACAUGAGGGGCGCUCUACUUUCCCUAAUAAGUCCCACCAGGAUCAGGCACCACUUGCUGCCGACAAUUGACCAUUUCAUAAGAACCCAUCUCUCCAAUUGGGAUUCACAAAUCAUUGACAUUCAGCUGAAAACCAAGGAGAUGGCAUUGCUCUCCUCACUUAAGCAGAUAGCUGGGCCCGAAUCUGGCUCGAUCUCGGGGGCAUUCAUGCCUGAGUUUUUCAAGCUUGUUUUGGGCACGUUGUCGCUCCCGAUCGACCUUCCUGGAACCAGCUAUCGACGAGGGUUCCAGGCUAGGAAGAGCAUAGUGAGCAUUCUAAGGCAGCUGAUAGUGAAAAGGAGGGAAUCCAAUGAAUCCCAUUUGGACAUGCUGGGUUACUUGAUGAACACUGAAGAGAGCAAUAGGUACAAGUUGAAUGAUGACGAGAUUAUCGAUCAGGUUAUCACGAUCUUGUACUCGGGGUAUGAAACUGUCUCGACUACUUCGAUGAUGGCUAUCAAGUAUCUCCAUGAUCAUCCUAAAGUUCUUCAGCAACUUAGAGAAGAGCAUCUAGCAAUUAGAGCUAGGAAGAAGCCUGAGGAUCCACUUGACAUGGAUGACCUUAAGUCGAUGCGUUUUACCCGGGCGGUGAUAUAUGAGACAUCAAGGUUGGCUACCAUAGUUAAUGGGGUAUUAAGGAAGACAACUCAAGAAAUGGAAAUAAAUGGAUUUGUGAUCCCAAAAGGUUGGAGAAUAUAUGUCUACACAAGAGAGAUGAACUAUGAUCCAUGCCUAUAUCCUGACCCAUUUUCCUUCAACCCAUCGAGAUGGCUGGAUAAGAGUUUGGAAUCUCAGAACUAUCUCUUCAUAUUUGGAGGGGGUACAAGGCAGUGCCCAGGGAAGGAACUAGGCAUAGCAGAAAUCUCAACAUUUCUACACUACUUUGUGACAAGAUACAGGUGGGAAGAAGUUGGAGGGGACACACUAAUGAAGUUUCCAAGAGUUGAAGCCCCAAAUGGGCUGCAUGUUAGAGUUUCUCAUCUAAACUAA